GCUUAGGGAAGCGCAGUUUGAACUCUGAAUUCCUGUUAUUUCAAAAUGCCCCCAUGUGGCAGGGCAUUUCCUUAUCGUUAGACAACCAGAAUGCUCUCCCUGAACUAUCAGUUCUCAGAAAUUAGCACAGCUUUCCUCUUUGCUGGCUUCAACAAGAUAUGGUACAAAAAGAACGCAUUACACGGCAUAGUCUGGUGGAAGGGAAGCCAAUCGUAACCCACCUACAAUGAUUGUUCCUUUGCUGUUGGCUUUUCUUUCAGUUUUCCAUGGCGCAGAUUCACUAGUGGAUACAAGCAAAUUUUUGAUAUAUAAUCAAGAUCACAAGGUUUGUGUAAACGCCUUGAGUUCAAGCUAUGUUACUACUGAUACCUGCAACCAUGAAAAUGAAGGACAAAUAUUCAGAUGGAUUUCCAGUCACCAGCUGAUGAGUAUUUCCCUGAAGUUAUGUUUGGGAGUGUCUUCGAAAGUUGACUGGACACCCGUAACACUGUACCCAUGUGAUACAGACAGCAGUCUUCAGAAAUGGGAAUGCAGAAAUGACACUCUGUUUGCCAUCCAAGGAGCUGAUCUUUUUUUCAACUAUGGCAACAAAAAUGAGAAGAGAAUUAUGCUGUACAAAGGAUCAGGCCUGUGGAGUAGGUGGAAAGUCUAUGGAACCCAAGAUGAUUUGUGCUCCCGGGGCUAUGAAGAUACGUUUACCCUGAAAGGCAAUAGCAAUGGAGCACCAUGUGUAUUCCCUUUCCAGUAUGGUAGCAAUUGGUAUGCUGAGUGUACAAAUCUUGCCAGGUCAGAUGGUUUCCUGUGGUGUUCAACAACGAGGAGCUAUAAUACAGACAAGAAAUAUGGGUUUUGCCCAGUUAAAUCUGAUGCAACAGAGCAGCUGUGGAAAAAAGAUCCUAUGACAAGCAUACAAUAUCAGAUAAACUCCGAAGCUGCGCUGUCAUGGUACCAAGCAAGUAAAAGUUGUCAGCAACAAAGUGCCCAUUUGCUGAGCAUCACAGAGUUACAUGAGCAAACAUACCUGGCAGGGUUAACUUCCAGUUUGACUACUGAACUCUGGUUUGGGCUUAACAGUUUGGACUUCAAUAGUGGAUGGCAGUGGAGUAAUGGCUAUCCUUUCAGAUAUCUUAAUUGGGCACCAGGAAGUCCUUCUCCAGAGCCUGGAAAAACCUGUGGGACAUUUAAUCCUGGUAAAGGUGGCAAAUGGGAAAGCCUUGAAUGUGAAAAGAAACUCGGGUACAUUUGUAAAAGAGGAAAUUCUACUCUCAACAACUUCAUUAUUCCUUCAGAAUCGAAUGUGCCCUUUAAGUGUCCUGAAGGGUGGAUAUCAUAUGGAGGCCACUGUUACAAGAUUAACAGAGAAACCGCCUUGUGGAAUGAUGCGUUAACUUUGUGUAGAAAGGAAGGUGGAGAUCUGGCGAGCAUUCACAAUGUUGAAGAAUACAGCUUCAUAUUUGCUCAGCUUGGAUACAGACCAACUGAUGAAUUGUGGAUUGGAUUGAAUGACCUCAAGGUACAAAUGUGCUUUGAAUGGACAGAUGGGACCCCUGUAACGUAUACCAAAUGGCUACCUGGAGAGCCAACACAUGCUACCAACAGGCAAGAAGACUGUGUUGUUAUGAAAGGGAAGGAUGGCUAUUGGGCGGAUCAACAAUGUGAUGUGAAACUUGGAUUCAUUUGCAAAAGGAAACCAUUAAAAGAAGCUCCAGAAGAACAAGAUAAAAUUGAAGAAGGCUGCCAGAGAGGCUGGAAAAGACAUGGUUUUUACUGUUAUAUGAUUGGAAAUGUGUUUUCAACAUUUGCGGAAGCAAAUCACACAUGUAUAAAGGAGGGCGCCUAUUUAACUUCUGUUGAAGACAGAUAUGAACAAGCAUAUCUGACCAGUUUGGUUGGGCUUAGGCCAGAAACCUAUUUUUGGAUUGGUCUUUCUGACAUACAAGAAAAAGGAACAUUUAUAUGGACCAAUGGAGAACCUAUCAAGUUCACUCACUGGAAUUCAGAAAUGCCUGGACGGAAACCAGGCUGUGUGGCUAUGACAACUGGCAUUUCAGGGGGGUUAUGGGAUCUUCUGAAAUGUGAAAAGAAGGCAAAGUUUCUCUGCAAGCGCUUUGCAGAUGGGGUUACUCCACCACCUCCACUGACGACAACUCCGCCUCCCAAGUGCCCUGAAUAUUGGGGUCCCAGUGACGAGAGGAGUUUGUGCUUCAAGGCUUUCGUAACAGCAGAUAACCUAAAAUCAUGGGUUGAUGCUCGGACUUUUUGUACAGAGAUUGGAGGUGAACUGGCCUCACUUAUCAGUUCAAAAGAAGAACGUUCACUGCAACGCUACUUAGCGAGCUCUGGAUACAGCAAUCAGCGCUAUUGGAUUGGUUUAAAUUAUUUAAGCCCAACAGAAGGAUUUGCAUGGAGCGAUGGAUCCCCAUUAGGAUAUGUAAACUGGGCGUAUGGAGAACCCAAUAAUUACAAUGGAAUUGAACACUGUGGAGAGUUAAAUGCAAAUGUCGGUAUGCGCUGGAAUGACAUGCACUGCGAAGAUUUAUUCUAUUGGAUUUGCCAGAUCAGAAAAGGAGAGCAACCCAAACCAGAACCAACAAAUCGACCUUUGCCAAAAUAUGUGUUUACCAGUGAUGGAUGGGUCAUCAAUGAAGACAAACAAUAUUACUUUGGCACUGAUAAUGCUCCUAUGGAAAAAGCUCGAGAAUUUUGUAAGAAAAAUUUUGGGGAUCUGGCUGUCAUUGAAAACAACUCUGAAAGAAAAUUUUUAUUACAAUAUAUCUCACAGAAUAAAACGGUGGACAGUUACUUCAUUGGUUUACAACUAAGCCUUGAUAAGGUGGCAAAGUGGAUGGAUGGAACACCUGUGCAGUAUUUAGCCUGGGCACCACAUGAACCCAAUUUUGCAAACAAUGAUGAAAAUUGUGUGGUCAUGUACAGAAGAACAGGGCUUUGGAAUGAUAUAAACUGUGGUUACCCAUCACCUUUCAUAUGUGAAAGGCACAAGAAUAUGGUCAACACAACAGCUGCUCCUACAGCUCCUUCUGUACCAGGAGGCUGCCCACAAUCAUGGCUUCGGUUUGAAAAUAAGUGCUACAAAAUCUUUGGAUUUCAAGCAGAUGACCAAAAAUCUUGGAGCGCAGCACGCUCCGAAUGUCAGGGCCCAGACAUUGGAGGAAACCUAGCUACUAUAUCUAAUAAAAGGCUACAAGCCUUCCUUGUUUUCCACUUAAAUAAAUUCCCAACGGAAGUAUGGAUUGGGUUGAAUGAUAUUAAUCAUGAACAUAUGUACCUCUGGACUGAUGGAACAGGAGUCCAUUACACAAACUGGGCAAAAAGCUAUCCAUCAUCUAGUUAUGAUGGAUCCAUGGAAGACUGUGUUGCAGUGAAUAACAAACCUCUGAAAGAGGCAGGGACAUGGAGACAUUUUCGUUGUUCUAUUAAGAAAGGCUAUAUAUGCCAGACCAAUACAAACUCUAAAUACUCCAUUCCAUCAACCACUCCAGUACCUCAUAUCUACUAUAGCAACAGUACCUACUUCUUCAUCGAAACCAAAAUGACAUGGAAGGAAGCCCAGCAAAGGUGUGGUGUUCAGAAAGAAGACUCAAGCCUUGCUAGUAUUUUAGAUCCCUUCAGCCAUUCUCUCCUCUGGCUCCAGGUGUUAAAGUACAAGAGCCCUGUGUGGAUCGGCCUCAACAGCAAUGUGACCGAUGGACAAUAUACAUGGAUUGAUAGAUACAGAAUGAAGUAUACAAACUGGGGCACAGGGGAGCCAAAACAAAACUUUGGCUGUGUUUAUAUAGACCUGGAUGGAGCAUGGAAGACAGGAUCAUGUGAUGAAAAAUAUUUUCCACUCUGUAAACACUCUGUUUUGAAGGCACCUACUGAACCACCUCAACAGCCAGGGAAAUGCCCAGAAUCGGAAGAGAAACCAUGGCUUCCUUUCCGUGGCCACUGCUACCACUUUGAAGCAUCUGCAAGAAAGAAUUGGCCAAGGGCUUCUUUAGCUUGUUUACAGUUAGAUGCAAAUCUAGUUUCAAUAGUCGAUGCAGCAGAGUCACGUUUUCUAGCAGAAAAUAUAGAAGCUCUUGAAACCAAAACACGAACGUUUUGGACAGGAAUGUACAAAAAUCUGAACGGUAAUUGGUUAUGGCUUGACAAUACUGUAGUGGAUUUUGUCAAUUGGAAUACUGGAGAGCCUUCACCCCAAAUCAACGAAGAAUGUGUGGAAAUGUAUACAACAUCUGGAAAUUGGAAUAAUGCUUAUUGCAGUGGCUACGCAGGAUACAUUUGCAAAAAACCAAAAGUUUUUGACAGUGUGCCAACUGAGAAGAUUCCAGAACAAAAAGAAUCAAGAAAGGAGGAGAACAAACCUUCAUCCUCCAACAGUAAAGCUACGGCUGUGGUAGUUAUUGUGAUUCUCAUUGUAGCAGGAGCUGCUCUGGCAGGUUACUAUUUCUACAAAAAGAGGAAUCAACACUUGGUGACUGAGGAGAACUUUGAGAAUUCUCUCUACUUCAAUAGUAAUUCAGCUCCUGGAACUAGUGAUACAAAGGACCUGGUGUUGAACAUGGAGCAGAAUGAACAUGGCGCCAUUUAGUCUGAUAAAAUAUAUACUGUGCCUUGUUUAAUAAACAUAUCAAAUUCAUGGAGCACUCUACCAAAACGCAUUUUAUUGUGCAAAAUAGUAACCAUGUGCCUCUCUGUUUCAGCAUUUUAAUACAUAGAAGAAACAGUAAUAACUUAAUGUUGUCCUCUCAAUAAUUCAACAGCUUGGUAUUUGGAAAUAGCAAAGCUACAAUUUCAUCCUAUGGCCAAAAUCUAUGGCCAAGAGCAAAGCUCUUAGAUAGCAGAAGUUAGUUGAUGGCACUUGAGAGGAUAUUCAUUCUAAAAUUCAAAAUCUAUUUGUGGGAUGGAACCAAGUACAAAUUAAGAUGGAAGUAAGUGCAGAAAUAAUGUGAUAUGAACAUUUUGAUAUUUUCCCCUACAUGCUCAUUAUUCAUAGAGUGGUGAACUACAUUUUACUGGAAUACAGUACUUGUUAUUUAUUUGUUUAACAGGAUGUGCCUUUUUUCAACAAUCAUCUUCAACAAUCCAAUCAUUUGGUUUAUAUGGCCACGUUGUUAUAUGGAAAUGAUUCACUAGCACAGAUCCUGGUAAAUGCUUAACAAAAUCCUGACAUAGUAUUGUCACUAGCGGAAAGUCUAGAGUUCAGACAUAUACUUUCUAUUCAGAAAGUUCAACAAUCACAUUCGCUUCAAGUCAAAUGUUCAAUAUGAACAUUACGUAAGUGGGCUUGGACUAAUCCAUAUCUUAAAACAACAGAAUGGUUCAUACUUUGAUUGAGACUCCUAGACAAAACACCUGGAGUUUUCAGGAAAUCUAAAAUAUUCUUCCUUUUUUAUGUAAAUCUAAACUUGCAUUGCAUUUUCCUUGUCAAAGGUAGCUGAAACUGGCCUUUGUUAGCAAUUGAUGCACCGUGAUACAUGAGCAAAUAUUUCUCCAUAUAAAAUGAAAUCAUGUAUCUUAACUUCACUAUUGAUAGAUUUUUAUCAGCUGAACCUGCAAAUGUGCUAUUAUAACAGUAUAAAACACAGCAAUGUUUUAUUGACUUCAUUCCACUUUGAUACAAAAGGGCAACAAUGUUCAUGGCUUUAUUUAUGCCACCUUUGUAUACCUUUUAUAAUAAACACAAAUAGGUGUCUUUUACA
Anolis carolinensis (green anole) is the source of this 5705-nucleotide messenger RNA. Its product is annotated as macrophage mannose receptor 1. Gene Ontology annotation, molecular function: signaling receptor activity. The coding region runs from base 227 to 4594 and encodes 1455 amino acids. The transcript is spliced from 30 exons. Gene Ontology annotation, biological process: receptor-mediated endocytosis. The record is from RefSeq and is a predicted model, not a curated record. Lineage: Eukaryota; Metazoa; Chordata; Lepidosauria; Squamata; Anolidae. Gene Ontology annotation, cellular component: plasma membrane.